Messenger RNA from Menidia menidia (Atlantic silverside), 2496 nucleotides. Lineage: Eukaryota; Metazoa; Chordata; Actinopteri; Atheriniformes; Atherinopsidae. The record is from the annotation of a GenBank genome assembly.
AUGGGCAGAGCGUGGUUAGGGGGCAUAAAUUGUCUGCUCCUUUUCAUGUGUGAUGCGUGUGCCCUUGAAAAGCAUGGGGGGAUUUACACCUCGGCAAGGCAGCACUGGCUUGAAGAUCUGACUUGCGCAGAGAGUACAUACGGAAAACUUAGAGGGGUGAGGGUGCCCCUGCCCAGUGAGAUUCUGGGACCGGUUGACCAGUAUCUCGGGGUCCCAUAUGCAGCCUCCCCGGUGGGAGAGAAGCGUUUCAUGCCCCCCGAGCCUCCUUCUUCCUGGUCAGGGAUAAAGAAUGCGACUCAUUUUGCUCCCGUCUGUCCCCAAAAUAUUCACAACGCUGUGCCAGAGAUCAUGAUGCCAAUAUGGUUCACCUUCAACCUGGAUAUAGUCACAACAUACAUACAGGAUCAACACGAGGAUUGUCUUUACUUAAACAUCUAUGUUCCAACAGAGGAUGGGGUCCAUGCAAAAAAACAGAACGAGGAUUUAGCGGAAAACGACGGUGAUGAAGAUGAAGACAUACGAGACACUGGGGCCAAGCCUGUGAUGGUCUACAUCCAUGGAGGUUCCUACAUGGAGGGGACAGGCAACAUGAUCGAUGGGAGCGUUCUGGCCAGCUAUGGAAAUGUCAUCGUUAUCACUCUCAACUAUCGCGUCGGCGUCCUCGGUUUUCUAAGUACGGGUGACCAAGCAGCGAAAGGAAACUAUGGACUGCUGGAUCAGAUCCAGGCUUUAAGGUGGAUCAGUGAGAACAUAGGCUUCUUUGGAGGAGAUUCCAACCGCAUCACUGUGUUUGGGUCUGGGAUUGGAGCUUCCUGUGUCAGCCUUCUCACCCUCUCCCAUCACUCCGAAGGUCUAUUCCACAGAGCCAUCAUUCAGAGCGGGUCGGCCCUCUCCAGCUGGGCAGUGAACUACCAACCGGUCAAGUACACGCGUCUCCUGGCAGAGAAGGUGGGCUGUAAUGUCCUGGACACGUCGGACAUGGUGGACUGUCUGAGGAAAAAGAGCUCCAGGGAGCUGGUGGAACAGGACAUACAACCGGCGAGGUAUCACGUGGCCUUUGGACCUGUAAUCGAUGGUGAUGUUAUUCCCGAUGACCCCGAGAUUCUGAUGGAACAGGGCGAGUUCCUCAACUAUGAUAUCAUGCUUGGGGUCAACCAAGGUGAAGGGCUUCGCUUUGUGGAGAACGUGGUGGAUUCGGAAGACGGCGUGUCUGGAAACGACUUUGAUUUCUCCGUGUCUGAUUUCGUGGACAGUCUGUACGGUUACCCAGAGGGAAAGGACACGCUGAGGGAGACCAUCAAGUUCAUGUACACGGACUGGGCAGACAGGGACAAUCCUGAGACAAGGCGGAAGACCCUGGUGGCCCUGUUUACUGACCACCAGUGGGUUGAGCCCUCAGUGGUGACAGCUGACCUCCAUGCUCGCUACGGCUCUCCCACCUACUUUUACGCCUUCUAUCACCACUGCCAGAGCUUGAUGAAGCCUGCAUGGUCAGAUGCCGCCCACGGAGACGAGGUGCCCUAUGUCUUUGGGAUUCCUAUGAUUGGCCCCACUGACCUUUUCCCCUGUAACUUCUCUAAAAAUGAUGUCAUGCUCAGUGCUGUAGUCAUGACCUACUGGACCAACUUUGCAAAAACUGGAGACCCCAACAAACCAGUUCCCCAGGACACCAAGUUUAUCCACACCAAGGCUAAUCGUUUUGAAGAGGUGGCAUGGUCCAAGUAUAACCCUCAGGACCAGCUGUACCUGCACAUUGGCCUGAAGCCGCGUGUGCGAGAUCACUAUCGUGCCACUAAAGUGGCCUUCUGGAAACACCUCGUGCCCCACCUUUACAACCUCCAUGACAUGUUCCACUACACGUCCACCACCACCAAAGUGCCACCCCCGGAGACCACGCAGAACACCCUGGCCACCAAGAAGUCCAAUGGGAAAAGCUUGCCGUUUAAUACCAAACGCCCCCCCAUGUCCCCGGCGUAUAACAGUGAGAAUAAAGACUCUUGGAGCGAUGAUGAAGAGACGGGGCCACUUGUAGUUGAGAACCCUCGGGAUUACUCCACAGAGCUCAGUGUCACCAUCGCCGUGGGAGCCUCGCUGCUGUUUCUCAACGUCCUGGCUUUCGCAGCUCUCUACUACCGCAAGGACAAGCGGCGGCAGGACUCCGGCCACGGGCAGCCCAGCCCCCAGCGCCAGACCACUGCCAACGACAUUGGCCACCACGCGCCCGAAGAGGAGAUCAUGUCGCUGCAGAUGAACCAGACGCACCACGAGUGUGAGGCGGGGAACAGCAACGAGGGGGCCCUGCGCCUGGCCUCGCUGCCCGACUACACGCUCACUCUGCGCCGCUCGCCGGACGACAUCCCCCUCAUGACCCCCAACACCAUCACCAUGAUCCCCAACUCUCUGGUAGGCAUGCCCAACCUACACCCGUACAACACCUUCACAACCGGCUUCAACUCCACCGGCCUGCCGCACUCCCACUCCACCACCCGCGUAUAG